Quercus robur (English oak) is the source of this 474-nucleotide messenger RNA. RefSeq lists its product as uncharacterized. Gene Ontology annotation, molecular function: RNA-DNA hybrid ribonuclease activity; nucleic acid binding. The coding region runs from base 1 to 474 and encodes 157 amino acids. Lineage: Eukaryota; Viridiplantae; Streptophyta; Magnoliopsida; Fagales; Fagaceae. The transcript has a single exon. The record is from RefSeq and is a predicted model, not a curated record.
AUGGAUGGAAAAUCAGUUGGCACAAUCUCAUCAUGGGAGAUCUUGCAUUGGAAAGUCUACGUGGACGGCGCGGCCAACCAAAGAGGAUCUGGAAUUGGGCUAUUUCUAAUAUCGCCCGAAGGUAUUGCCAUUGAAAAAUCGCUAAGACUCGGGUUCUCGGUUACGAACAACGAGGCCGAGUACGAAGCUUUACUUCAAGGAAUGAUGAUGGUUCAAAAGUUGGGCGGAAAGGCAAAGGAAGCGUUCUCGGACUCCAAAUUGGUCGUUGGCCAAGUGAUGGGUGAGUUAGAAGCUAGAGAUACUAGAAUGCAAGAAUAUCUCGGUCGAGUCAAACACCUGCAGUCAGACUUUCAAUCCUUUAACCUGACGCAUGUUUCUAGAAGUGGGAACACACAUGCUGAUUCGCUGGCCACUCUUGCCACGUCCUCUGCACAUGAUCUGCCACGAAUAAUCCUUGUUGAGGAUUUAUGCUAG